AUGAAUUUCAAGCUCCUGGUUUACCCGUUCCUCUGCUGUACCUAUAGACGCGACCGGGUAAAUAGACCUCACGUGCUCUCUGCACAUGAGGUAUCGCAUAAUGAUCAUUCGCAUGGAGACCUUGAGGAACUCCCAGAGGUGGUGACCUCUAGCGAUGUUGCAGCAACGGCCAAAUGUGAAGUUUUGAUAGAGCCAAAUCCCGCAGACGAGGGUAUCAAAGUCUCGGAUUUUGAAAAUUUGGAGUCGGAGCGGGAAAUUCUCAUUCCAUACAUUGUAGAUUAUCCCUUGAAUCGAGUCAUUCAAGACGAAGAACUCACUAGAGAUCAAGCUGCGAGGCUCUUGUUGGACGACUGUGGAUUUUUCGGGGCAUCUGGGCCACAAGAAUUGCGCUCUACCAGAGACGUGCAUUUGGUUACAAGUGUCGAAAAGAAAAGACCUGCAAAAAAAGAGGAGCAACCGGUGGGUGAUACAGGCCCUGUCGCUGCCCCAAAGGAGCAAGAGAUUCCCCCGGCUUUCCAAGAUUAUCAAGACGCUACUCCAAAAGAUGUCAAGAUAAAACGUCCCCUGGAAUUCUCGUCCGAUUUAACUAGCUAUGACCUGGCGCUUGAUACUGGAUCUCCCGUCUGGCAUUCCCUAGCCACAAAAAGUCUGCACGAGUCGGCAAGCAAGGUGGACAUUGCAAAUGAUAGCGAGUACAAGCUAAAGAGCGCAGAGGACGCCGAAGCUAUCCGUAAAAAGUAUGUCAUUGGAAGAGCUAGGAUACACUGGUUUCCAAGGUACUUUCACAAGUCCUUGUCUGAUCUCUAUGAGUGGAUUGAAAAGGUUGACAUUAUCCUAGAUGUCCGAGAUGCACGCAUACCAUACGUUUCGGAUUCCGACUUUUUAAUCAACGUGUACAAUAACAUGUUUACGCACAAGCCAAAGAUUCUGGUUUAUACGCACAAGGAUCAGGCAAGUGUUCGCGGUUGCGAAGAUUGGGCACGCUAUUACAGAAUUAAAGAAUUUAGGAACUACAAGCUCUUUAACAAGAACAUUGAGAAUGAGAACGAACAAAAACCAUUCGCGCCGUGUGUUUUUGUAAAUGGCCGUCUGGGUGGAAAGUCACUCAUUACACUCAAGAAGCUCAUUUACAAAAUGUGUGCCAGGGUUAAUGAAAGACGAAUUAGGAAGGGAUUUGAAAAGAGACCCUUGAGAGCCAUUGUUCUAGGCCUGCCAAAUAUUGGGAAAUCUGCCCUUAUAAACAGGCUGAUUGGGCGAAGGAAAAGCGAUAGUUACAACUCACCAGGUGUAACUAGGGAAAUAAAGUGGGUGAGACUACGCCCGGACGAAUAUACAGAAGCUGUGCACAAAAUUAUAGACUGUGUAGACACGCCUGGAAUACUGCCGCCAAACCUCUACCAUCUCUGUGACAUGGCAAAGGGCAAAAACAAGCUCUUGGGACGUCUCUACUAUGAUCUAGAGGAUAACAUUCCCGGUGGUUACAGCAAGUCUGGUAUUGACGCAAAAUCUCAAAAGAUUGAGAGAAACGUCUUUUUACUUGCAGCUGCAAACCAGAUCAUAGAAGGUGCGUAUGACAACUCAGAAGCUGCCCAGAUCCUAAUGGAACAGAUGUUUCAGACCUUUAGCAAGAAUCCGAGCUAUAUCGACAUGGCAAGAAUUACAAAACGGUUCCCAUUCAUGAGAAGGUAUCUGGACAUUCUCAAGACCAGGACACAUCGGGAACACCUAUUUGAGGACCUGGCUUACGACUUUUUGGACACUUUGGCUGUGCGAAACUUUGCGGGGGAAUCAAAUGCUGCAGCGUCCAGGAUUCUUACCGAUUUUAGAAAGGGUUACAUUGGCUCAUCCACGCUCCAAGUACCUCCUCCCAUUGAGGUAUUUGAGGAGUUUACGCAGUCUAAACAACAGGUCAAGAUAUCCGCAGAGGCCUGCAAGUCUCCCAUUCCCUCAACCGCUCCAGAAUACACGGAAUACUCACACGGACUCUAUUAUGGCUGGUGA
Molecule: messenger RNA, 2001 nt
Organism: Theileria equi strain WA
Lineage: Eukaryota; Apicomplexa; Aconoidasida; Piroplasmida; Theileriidae
Exons: 1
Coding region: 1-2001 (666 amino acids)
Cellular component (GO): mitochondrion
Molecular function (GO): GTPase activity; GTP binding
Source: RefSeq, a predicted model, not a curated record